UCUCGUUGCUCCCCAUCCGGCCUCCAUCGCAUUUAUCCAUUGUAUCUAUCUACUGUCUCCUCGAAUCAUGCUGGUACUCGCUCCCUCGCUCCCCAGUGCUGCAAUCGUGGGUCCCUGACCUGCAGCGGCCGGUCUCUCCUUGUCUUCUUACGUAUCCGAUCGGCAGGCAGCCAUCCUGGAUUGGCAGCCCCCCUUCGUUCUUGGAAAAAUUCCCGCUAUCGUUCCGUCUGUUUUCUCCCCGAAAUCCCUGUCGCGGGUGAAACCGCAGGAUGUUUUCCACCGUGCUGCGGAGGGCGAGCUCGGUCACCUCACGCUUCACCUCGCGCAUUCCAUGGAUGAAGACCCUGCGCAUGAACUUUAUUCUCAUCCACUAUGUCUAUAUCAUUGCUAUCACAUUCAUUGCCUCGAUCAUCAUUUACCCCGGCACCGAUUUAUCCUACACCGAUGCCCUCUUCCAAGCGGCCGGCGCCGCCACCCAGAGCGGCCUCAAUACCGUCGACCUCAAUACCCUGCAUACCUACCAGCAGAUCAUCCUCUACCUAGUCUCCAUGCUGACCACCCCGAUCUUCAUCCAUACCGUGCUCGUGUUUGUGCGCCUUUACUGGUUCGAAAAACGCUUCCAACAUGUCGUUAGCGAUGCGCGAGCCCUCCGACAUACUCGCUCCCGCCUCCGUACAAUAAGUGAAGACAAGGAUGGGCAGUCCUCCGCCCGGGAGGAAGCUGGCAUUGCAGGGCGGUCUAUUGUCGUCUUGCGUGAUACUCUGGGUCAGUCGGGUGACCGGCAGCAGGCGAGGAAGAAAUCUGCUAGGGAAGACUCGCCUCCCGCGUCGCCCACUGCGGGGGGGCCACCAGAGCCCCCGAGCGAAGAUCCGAGCACUGCUAUCAAUCGCAAACUGGGGGUCGGGCUGGGGAAGACUCUGGAAAAUAUGCGGAUGCCAGCACAGUUGAGUCCGGAACACCACAUUGCGUUCUUGGAGAAUCAGCGCAGGAACAAAGGUGCCCUGCGGAUUCCUAGUCCUCGGGAGUAUGACAAUGGCGGCGUGCCACAGGUCCUGGAAGAGGAUGAGGAGGAGAUAAAGCCGCCCGUUCAGAUGUCCAGCAGUUCCUCCGACCCCGAACGAAGCCCAUGCGACAUGAGUGGAGAGGACGAGGAUGGUAAGGGGAAGGAUGAUGAUGAUGACGACGACGAGGAUCGACCGCGGCGACUAGAUGGCCCGCAUAUUACCAUCAAUGAGCCGGACAUGAUUCAUACGAGGACGCGAAACUCCACAUUUCCCCGAUUAGAUACACGUCCCACCUUCCGAGAGACCAAGGGCGACGGUGAUCCCUCUGCACUGGUCCGCUCCACGACGCGGCGACCGACCUUGAACAAUCUCUUUCGGUCUCUUACCCAGGAACGCGAUCGGUCAACACAGCCAUACCUCAGCUGGAAUGCCACAGUUGGCCGCAACUCCAACUUUGUUGAUUUGACCGAGGAGCAACGAGAUGAGCUGGGCGGGAUUGAAUAUCGAGCCUUGAAGACGUUGGCGGUGGUCUUGAUCUCGUACUAUGUCUUUUUCCACAUCCUGGGCAUCAUAUGCCUCGUACCCUGGAUCAUGACAACACACUGGGGCAAGGUGGUCACUGAAAUCGGACAGGGGCGCCCUUGGUGGGCCAUUUUCAUCGCUCAGUCGGCCUUCAAUGAUGUCGGUUUUGCUCUUACGCCGGACUCGGUGGCCUCGUUCCAGACCGCAGUAUUCCCGCUACUCCUCAUGACAUUCUUGAUCAUUAUCGGUAAUACAGGGUUUCCUUGUAUGCUGCGCCUCAUAAUCUGGGUUUUAUCCAAAUUUACGCGCGCCGAAACCCCGCUGUGGGAGGAACUACGCUUUCUGCUGGACCAUCCGCGUCGGUGCUUCACUCUACUGUUUCCAAGGAAUGCAACGUGGUGGCUUUUCGCGAUUUUAGUGGCCAUGAACGGGAUUGACUUGAUCUUUUUCAUUAUCUUGGAUCUAAAUGAUUCCACUGUGACGUCCCUGUCCACUGGCAUCCGUGUCCUUGACGGUCUCUUCCAAGCAGCGUGCACUCGAACCGCUGGCUUUUCCGUUGUAUCUGUGUCGGACCUACAUCCAGCCGUUCAGGUAUCCUACAUGAUCAUGAUGUAUAUAUCCGUGUUUCCUAUUGCCAUUUCCCUGCGACGCACCAAUGUGUACGAGGAGAAGAGCCUUGGGAUCUAUGCCUCAGAGGAAGAUGACUCGGAUGAUGCCCAGACGCCGCCCAGCUAUAUCGGAGCGCAUUUGCGCAAGCAGCUGAGUUUUGAUCUGUGGUACGUAUUCCUUGGACUGUUCAUCAUCGCCAUCGUCGAAGGCAAGCGCCUCGAGCAGCAGGACGAGUAUUCAUUCCAGAUCUGGGCGGUGCUGUUUGAGGUCGUGUCCGCGUACGGCACUGUUGGCCUCUCGCUCGGGUACCCCGGUGUCAAUGCGUCUUUCUCCAGUCAGUUCCAGGUUCUUUCCAAGCUUGUCAUCAUUGCGAUGCAGGUUCGUGGCCGCCAUCGCGGCCUACCCUAUGCACUGGAUCGGGCCAUUCUGCUCCCGUCCGAAUCUCUUAAUCAAAACGAGAUUGCAGAUGCGGAACGGCGCAUGCGUCGCCGCGCCUCCAGUCUCAGCCAGAUGUCCAUGGACCGCCAGCAAUCCCAGCCUCGGCCCGAGCACGGGGCCUCCACGAGUCUUGAUCCGAAAGACCGGGCGAGCCAAACAUGGAUGAACGGCGAUAUCAUCCGUCGACAAUCGACCUUGCGGUCGCAGCGCUCCCAGCGCUAAUAAUUUUGGUUAUAGAUGGUGGAUUAGUGCUUUUAUAGACUUGGGUCGGCAUUGGUACUACCCGAUUUCGGAGGCUUGCGAAUUGCCUGAUGUGUUCUUAUUCCUUUGAUCGUGUUCCUCUAGCGAGUGUUUCUCAAAGCGUGCCAGCGAGUCUCUAUAAAUUAUCCCAGGCCCCAAGCAACGGGAAAUCCCCGCGUAUAGAACUGGAGU
Molecule: messenger RNA, 3005 nt
Organism: Aspergillus sclerotioniger CBS 115572
Lineage: Eukaryota; Fungi; Ascomycota; Eurotiomycetes; Eurotiales; Aspergillaceae
Product: potassium ion transporter
Exons: 1
Coding region: 270-2795 (841 amino acids)
Biological process (GO): intracellular potassium ion homeostasis; potassium ion import across plasma membrane
Cellular component (GO): plasma membrane
Molecular function (GO): high-affinity potassium ion transmembrane transporter activity
Source: RefSeq, a predicted model, not a curated record